Molecule: messenger RNA, 1496 nt
Organism: Papaver somniferum (opium poppy)
Lineage: Eukaryota; Viridiplantae; Streptophyta; Magnoliopsida; Ranunculales; Papaveraceae
Product: transcription initiation factor IIB
Exons: 8
Coding region: 205-1143 (312 amino acids)
Biological process (GO): DNA-templated transcription initiation; transcription preinitiation complex assembly
Cellular component (GO): nucleus; transcription preinitiation complex
Molecular function (GO): TBP-class protein binding
Source: RefSeq, a predicted model, not a curated record
GUAGGUCUGAAGAUCUUUCUCUCUUUCUCCUAAAUUCUUCUUCGUCUUCUCCAAAGAAAAAACCGAGCUUUAUACAGAAAAACAGACAAUAGAGACUGAGAAGAAUUCUGGGGUGUAGAUUGGAACUUUGUUGAUUUCAGUUUGAAGAAACACAGCCGAUCACUUUCUAUUUGUGAAUCUGUUUCCAAGUAAGAAGGUUUUGAGAUGGCAGAUGCUUAUUGCUCAGACUGUAAGAGAAGCACAGAGGUAGUGUUUGACCACUCUGCAGGGGACACAGUUUGUUCCGAAUGCGGGCUUGUCUUGGAAGCUCACUCCAUCGAUGAGACAUCUGAAUGGAGGACCUUCGCGAAUGAGUCUGGUGAUAAUGAUCCCGUCCGUGUUGGUGGUCCAUCAAACCCUCUCCUCACUGAUGGUGGUCUUUCCACUGUGAUUUCAAAGCCAAAUGGUGCCUCUGGUGAUUUUCUGUCAUCCUCGCUAGGACGUUGGCAGAAUCGGGGCUCAAAUCCUGACCGAUCGCUUAUCCAAGCCUUCAAAACCAUCGCUACUAUGUCUGACAGAUUGGGCCUUGUUGCAACCAUAAAGGAUAGAGCGAAUGAAAUAUAUAAGAAGGUGGAAGAUCAGAAGUCCAUUAGAGGAAGAAACCAAGAUGCAAUUUUGGCUGCCUGCUUGUAUAUAGCUUGUCGUCAAGAGGAUAAACCUCGCACGGUGAAGGAAAUCUGCUCUGUUGCCAAUGGAGCAACAAAGAAGGAAAUAGGGCGCGCGAAAGAGUACAUCGUGAAACAAAUGGAGAUAGAGUUGGGUCAAUCUAUGGAAAUGGGAACCAUACAUGCCGGGGACUUUUUGAGGCGUUUCUGUUCCCAUCUGGGUAUGACCAACCAAGCUGUUAAAGCUGCACAAGAAGCAGUUCAAAAGUCGGAAGAGCUUGACAUAAGGAGGAGCCCUAUAUCAGUAGCAGCUGCUGUCAUUUACAUGAUAACUCAGCUGUCGGAGGAGAAGAAGCUACUCCGAGAUAUAUCCAUUGCAACUGGAGUUGCUGAGGGAACCAUUAGGAACUCAUACAAGGAUCUGUAUCCUUACGCUGUUAGGUUAAUACCUACCUGGUAUGCAAAAGAGGAGGAGCUGAGGAACUUAUGCAGCCCUUGAAGUGUAUCUUGUAACAACUUCUCUGAUGAGCUUGUCCUCUCCUUUCUCUUCAUGAAGAAACUUUUCGAGGCUUAAAAUCAGUUGUUUUGUUGUAAAUUCACAAUUUCCAGUACAUCUUUAUUUCGUUCCUUCUUCGGUUAUGUAUUGGACUUUAUCACACCAAAGCUCUUAUGGCUGGUAGUCCAUGCCCUGACAUAACUUAGUAGAGAUUCUUGGAAUGUUUUUUCAAUAUAGGGAAAAAGAAUCAAAGAUGGACUCAUUGAUCUCACAUUGGUUGCUCUGUGGAAACUAUUUAUUGGAUAUAUUGUAGUUUGCUUAAGAGUAAGAAACAGGCAAGGCUAUAUAUUGCUCAA